Molecule: messenger RNA, 2432 nt
Organism: Lynx canadensis (Canada lynx)
Lineage: Eukaryota; Metazoa; Chordata; Mammalia; Carnivora; Felidae
Product: zinc finger protein 677-like
Exons: 5
Coding region: 290-1150 (286 amino acids)
Biological process (GO): regulation of DNA-templated transcription
Source: RefSeq, a predicted model, not a curated record
UGCGCGCUUUCCUGCAGACCCGGAAGCCGAUUUCCCGGAGCAACGGUUGCGCUCGGAUGAGUGAGUCUCCAUUUUUCUGGUUCUUGCCCUGGAGCGGCUCCUCGGGCCCCGCCUCCCCACCCAGGUUUCGGGGGCGCCUGGUAAGAUGUUGAAGAAUGGUCUGGAUUGAUGUGGAACUUUGUUCCAGCAGAGCCCAUCCGUUUAUGGUGCAGAGAUUGCCCAGAGCUCAUCUCCCCAGUAUAACCUUACCUGAGAAAGAAGGCUAGAAGAAGAGAGAGAAAAAGGAGGAAUGGCUCUUCUCCAGGGGUGGUUGACAUUCAGGGAUGUGGCCAUAGAAUUCUCUCAGGAGGAGUGGGAGUGUCUGGACCCUGCUCAGAGGGCCUUGUACAGGGACGUGAUGCUGGAGAACUACAGGAACCUGGUCUCCCUGGGUGAGGAUAACUUCCCUCCCGAAGUCGGAAGCCCUUCAGCUGGAUUUAUAAUCAAGGAAUUAUCACCAAUAGAGGACAUUAAUAAAGGAGAAUUGUGCCACCUGGUAAUACUGGAGAGAAAUGAAAGUCAUGGCAUCCAGGAUUUUGAUCUCAAGGAAGUCUGGGAAAAUAUGCAUGAGUUAGAGACUCAGUGGGAGUAUGAUGCAAAAAAUUACAAAGAAGUGCCUUUGACCCAUGACAAAAAUCUCACUUGUGGAAAAGACCAGCAACUUAAUCAGUCCUCAGUUACUCUUCCUGAAAAGCAGAGUGUUUCUGUAAGAAAUAAUACGUACCAGUAUUUCAUGCAUGAGGAGCCAUUUAUGAGGAAUUCGUUAAAACUGGGCGGUAACAGAAGUGGUUCUGGAAACCAGUACAUAAACUGCAUGGAAAAUAGAACUGGAUUAAGUUUGCGGGCACAUCUGGCUGAACCCCAGAGAUUUCACAGUGAGGAGGAAAUGUAUGAAUGUAGUAAUCCAACUGAGAAGUCUGUCAGCAAUGGUUCCUCAGUCUCACCACUUCAAGAAAUUCCUCCCAGUACAAAACAUUGGAAUAAAUCUAGGAAGAUUUUUAUAUAUCCUUUGUUACCGCACAAGACAGAAGAGCAUACACUAGAGGAAAAUCUUACAAAUGUAAUGACUGUGGGGAGGCUUGUAGCAAAAGCGCAAUCUCAUGAGUCAUGAGAGACUUCAUUCUGGACAGAGACCUUACAAAUGUAAUGACUGUGGCAAGCCUUUAUUGGAGCGCUCACAUCUGACUCGACAUAAGAAAAUCCAUACUGGAGAGAAACCUACAAUGUAAUGAAUGUAGCAAAGCCUUUGCUGAGCGUUCAGGCCUUACUCAACAUGAGAAAAUCCAUACUGGAGAGAAACCUUACAAAUGUAAUGAGUGUGGCAAAACUUUUAAGCAGUGCUCCCACCUCAUUAGACAUCAGGAUACACAUCCUGGAGAGAGAACCAUACAAAUGUGAUGUAUGUGGCAAGGCUUUUAUCCAAAGCUAUAACCUUAUAGAACAUCAGAGGAUCCAUACAGGAGAAAAACCAUAUAAAUGUAGAAAAUGUCAUAAGGCUUUUAGCAGACGUUCAAACCUCUGGGGUCAUGAAAGAACUCAUACUGGAGAGAAACCUUACAAAUGUAAUGAAUGUGGCAAAGCUUUUAUACCAAAUUUUCAAAUCUUACUACACAUCAGAAAUACACACUGGAGAGAAACCAUACAAAUGUAAUGUGUGUGACAAGGCUUUUAUCCAAAGUUCAAACCUUACUGACCAUCAGAGAAUUCAUACAGGUGAAAAACCUUAUAAAUGUAAUAAAUGUGAUAAGUCUUUUAUCAAACGUUCACAUCUUUCGGGUCACGAGAGAACUCAUACUGGAGAGAAACCAUUCAAAUGUACUGAGUGUGGAAAAGCCCUUUACAGGAACGUUCACAUCUUACUCAGCAUAAGAAAAUCCAUACUGGAGAGAAACCUUAUAGAUGUAAUGAGUGUGGCAAAGCUUUUACCCAAUUUGCAAACCUACUAGGCAUCAGAAAAUACAUAGUGAAAAGAAACAGCAUAACCUGAUAUGUGUGGCAGUGCUUUUAUUCAAAGCUCAAGCUUUGGGGAUCAUCAAAGAACUCAUAGGAGAAAGAAACCUUGCAAAUAAAAUGAGCAAGGCUUACUCAACGGCAGAGAUUCCAUCAUGGAGAGGAAUCAUAUGAAACUAACAUGUGGCAAAGCUUGUAACCAUGGCUCACACCUCCCCUGAUAUCAGAAUAUAAAUCUCUAAAAGAAAGCACCAAAUGGAAGUAUGGCAAGGCUUAUCCAAGCUUAUUAUAUCUUGUGAUGUAAUUUUUACUAGAGGGAAACCUUACAACUGUAAUGAGUAUGAUCAGGUUUAUAAAAAUGUACAGAUUGGGGAGAGGGGUAAAAUAGGUGGAUGGGAUUAAGAGGUACAGACUUCUAGUGAUUAAAAAAAAAACAAAAUGUA